AUGGAAUGUGGCGCCGUGAAGUUUUAUGACAAAACCUACGACGCUGUGUCUACACGCAACGAGAAACCCCUGGUCCGUUUCAGUGGUGUCGUCCAUGCGGUAACCACCACAGAGGACCCCGUUAUCCAGAAACUGGCCCGCGAAUCCAAUGGCAACGUCUUCUGUACUGAUAGAAUGGCCCAGGCAAUCAUGUGUGCCCACAAGUCUGUAGACUCCUGGGACCUAAUAGCCAUCCGUAUUGCCGACAAGCUCUUCUUUGACGUGCGGCCAGACUCCAAUUUCGAGCUCGUGACGGUUGCGGAAACUGCCGCUGAUCCUCCAAACGAGGAGCCCGGACACAUUAACUGCCCCGAGAAGUUGGCUCUGGAGGCAACUUUCAUUAAUCUCAAUUUCCCACAACAGGUCCUCAACAGUGUAAGUCGCAUUACAGCCGAUUGA
This is a messenger RNA of Dibothriocephalus latus, 438 nucleotides long. The record is from the annotation of a GenBank genome assembly. Lineage: Eukaryota; Metazoa; Platyhelminthes; Cestoda; Diphyllobothriidea; Diphyllobothriidae.